Molecule: messenger RNA, 2381 nt
Organism: Psammomys obesus (fat sand rat)
Lineage: Eukaryota; Metazoa; Chordata; Mammalia; Rodentia; Muridae
Gene: Selenoo
Product: selenoprotein O
Exons: 9
Source: RefSeq, a predicted model, not a curated record
UCCGGCGACGCGGCGAAUGGCCUCUCUAAGGGCCGUGCUCGCGGCCUCGCUCGCGGCUGCCCGAACCCGGCAGCCGUGUGUGUGCCUCGCGCUCCCGUCGCCAUCACUCUGGUCCGCCUGGGCUGCUGCCAUGGAGGUCACACCGCGCUGGCUGGCGGGGCUGCGCUUCGACAACCGCGCCCUGCGCGCGCUGCCGGUAGAGACGCUGCCGCCCGGGACGGAGGACGCCCUGUCCACCCCGCGGCCGGUGCUCGGAGCCUGCUUCAGCCGUGCACGGCCCGCCCCGCUUCGGCAGCCGCGCCUCGUGGCGCUGUCGGAGCCGGCGCUGGCGCUGCUCGGGCUCGAGGCCAGCGAGGAGGCCGAGGUGGAGGCCGAAGCUGCGCUCUUCUUCAGCGGCAACGCGCUGCUGCCGGGCGCCGAGCCCGCCGCGCACUGCUACUGUGGGCACCAGUUCGGCCAAUUCGCCGGGCAGCUGGGCGACGGCGCCGCCAUCUACCUGGGCGAGGUGUGCACCGAGGCCGGAGAGCGCUGGGAGCUGCAGCUCAAAGGCGCCGGCCCCACGCCCUUCUCCAGACAGGCCGAUGGUCGCAAAGUCCUGCGGUCAAGCAUCCGUGAGUUCCUGUGCAGUGAAGCCAUGUUUCACCUGGGGAUCCCCACCACGAGGGCCGGGGCCUGCGUCACGUCUGAGUCCACAGUGAUGCGAGACGUAUUCUAUGAUGGUAAUCCAAAAUAUGAAAAGUGCACAGUUGUGUUGCGUAUAGCUCCCACUUUCAUAAGGUUCGGCUCCUUUGAAAUCUUUAAGCCUCCUGAUGAGCACACAGGGCGCGCAGGCCCCAGCAUGGGGCGGAAUGAUAUCCGAGUCCAGAUGCUUGACUAUGUGAUCAGCUCUUUCUACCCUGAAAUCCAGGCUGCCCAUACCUGUGACAGCGUGCAGAGGAACGCUGCCUUUUUCAGAGAGGUGACACGACGAACAGCACAGAUGGUGGCCGAGUGGCAGUGUGUUGGCUUUUGCCAUGGUGUGCUCAACACUGACAACAUGAGCAUUGUGGGGCUCACUAUUGACUAUGGACCCUUCGGCUUCCUGGACAGGUAUGAGCCUGACCAUGUCUGCAAUGCCUCUGACAAUGCUGGGCGCUAUACGUACAGUAAGCAGCCCCAGGUCUGUAAGUGGAACCUGCGGAAACUGGCAGAAGCCCUGGAGCCUGAGCUGCCACUUCAGCUGGGUGAGGCCAUCAUAGCAGAGGAGUUUGACAGAGAGUUCCAGAGGCACUAUCUACAGAAGAUGCGUAAGAAGCUGGGGCUUGUUAGAGUGGAACAGGAAGAAGACGGCACACUUGUGGCCAGGCUUCUGGAGACCAUGCAUCUGACUGGUGCUGACUUCACGAACACCUUCUAUGUGCUGAGCUCCUUCCCGGCUGAACCGUCAGACUCGGCAGAGUUUCUAACCAGGCUGACCUCCCAGUGCGCCUCUCUAGAAGAGCUGAGACUUGCCUUCCGACCCCAGAUGGAUCCCAGGCAGCUCUCUAUGAUGCUGAUGCUUGCACAGUCAAACCCACAGCUCUUUGCACUCAUCGGCACUCAAGCAAACAUCACAAAGGAGCUAGAGCGUGUGGAGCAUCAGUCACGGCUAGAACAGCUGAGCCCCGCUGAGCUCCAGCUCAAGAACACAGACCUCUGGAAAACCUGGCUCCAGGAGUACAGAACCCGUCUGGACAAAGAGAAGGAGGGUGUUGGAGACACUGCUGCCUGGCAGGCAGAACGUGUGCGCAUCAUGCAUGCCAAUAACCCCAAGUACGUCCUAAGGAACUAUAUUGCACAGAAUGCCAUUGAAGCUGCUGAGAACGGAGACUUUUCAGAGGUGCGACGUGUGCUGAAGCUGCUCGAGUCUCCUUACCAAAGGGAAGAGGCGGCCACUGAGGCCACAAGCCCUGAGGCAGGGGCAAGGACCGCUGAUGAGCAGUGUUCCUAUAGCAGCAGGCCACCACUCUGGGCAGCAGAACUCUGUGUAACAUGAUCCUCAUAAAGGCCUCGGGCGUGCUCCACCAGUCUGGAGUCUCCCGAGGCCACCCCAGUGCUGCUAAGUUGCUGAGACCACUUCGAUGCCUGCCCUCACAGUCUCUCCAUGACGGCAGAGGUCUCCAGUCAAACCUGACCCAUCUCUGUCUGAUUACCGUCUUAGCAGUACUGACCUCGCCUAGCCCUCAACAUGCUCCCAGCACACAGCACUUCAUGCCAGGAUAUCAGUCUUAUGCUUAUAAGUAACACAAACAGGGCGAAGUAAGGCUUGUGACCUAUUUGUGCAUCUUGCCCCAAAGGGCAGGGUCUGUGCCUGAUACCUGUUGAAUGUCCCAGGCUUCUGAAUAAAGUAGCCUUUAUAGGUC